Myotis myotis is the source of this 2221-nucleotide messenger RNA. It is a transcript of the gene CEPT1, whose product is annotated as choline/ethanolamine phosphotransferase 1. The record is from RefSeq and is a predicted model, not a curated record. Gene Ontology annotation, cellular component: Golgi apparatus; endoplasmic reticulum membrane. Gene Ontology annotation, biological process: phosphatidylethanolamine biosynthetic process. The transcript has 10 exons. Lineage: Eukaryota; Metazoa; Chordata; Mammalia; Chiroptera; Vespertilionidae. Gene Ontology annotation, molecular function: ethanolaminephosphotransferase activity; diacylglycerol cholinephosphotransferase activity. Bases 758 to 2032 code for a protein of 424 amino acids.
AGGCUGGGGGCGCUGCCCGCGCGGAGCCGACCUUGCCUGUUGGGUCGACACCGAACCGCGAUGCGCCCUGAGCCGGGCGGGGCUGCCUUCCCUUUGGAACGUGAUACCGGUGCUUCGUGGAUGGGCCACGCUUCUGGGUCGGCAACUUCUGGAGGAGCGUCCGAGGGCAGUGACCGGCCCCGAGGUCGCCCGCCGGGGUUGUGGGGCGCUGGGCUCGGCAGGAGGGUUGCUGGUUCGCCUGGUUUCCCAGGGGCGCUGGGCGAAUGGGAUCUUUCCGUGUAGCCGCCUUCACUCUUCUCCCCAUCGGGGCUUGGCGUAUUGGCCCCUUUGCAUCAUUGGGAUCGAAUGUAUCAUUUUGCUUGAAGUCACAGUUCAUGAGUGAAUGCCUAUUAAGAUGGCAGGCAAAGUCUUAGUUACCUUUCAACCACGAUUCGCGUCUCAUCUCGGCUGUGAACAGAAACUGUUCCGUUUCUGCUCUAAAACGAGUAGGAAUGUGUUGAGUGAGUGUAUUGAAUGGACUGACCACACCGGUCAGGCUGUGGUGAGGACAUUUCCAGCAUUUUAUGCCGUUCACAUAAAAUUCCAGAGAGGGAGGUUCUAGCUAAAGCCUUUUGCUGCACUUGUGGUCUGUGCUGAGAAACAUGAGCCAAAGCCCCCUGUGCCGCUGGUCUCUACGACCCUUCCAGGUAAAGACCAGCCACCAAAAGCUGUGAAGCAAGAUAAAUUAUUCUCUCCAAAUAAAAGAAAGCCAGAGUCCAUGAGCGGCCAGCGGUCGUCCAGGAAACGAUGUGGGGACGCGCGCGCGGAGUCCCCCGUGGGCUUCGGGCACACGAGCGCCCCAGGGUGUGUGUUAAACAAGUUGUUUCAGCUGCCCACGCCGCCGCUGUCCAGGCACCAGCUCAAGCGGCUGGAAGAGCACAGAUACCAGAGUGCCGGCCGGUCCCUGCUGGAGCCCCUGAUGCAGGGGUACUGGGAGUGGCUCGUGGGAAGGGUCCCCUCCUGGAUCGCCCCGAACCUCAUCACCAUCGUCGGGCUGUCCAUAAACAUCUGCACGACGGUCUUAUUAGUCUUUUACUGCCCUACAGCCACAGAGCAGGCACCUCUGUGGGCAUAUAUUGCCUGUGCGUGUGGCCUUUUCAUCUACCAGUCUUUGGAUGCCAUAGACGGGAAACAGGCGAGAAGAACCAAUAGCAGUACUCCUUUGGGAGAACUUUUUGAUCAUGGUUGUGAUUCACUAUCAACAGUGUUUGUGGUUCUUGGAACUUGUAUUGCGGUGCAACUGGGGACAAAUCCCGAUUGGAUGUUCUUUUGUUGUUUUGCUGGGACGUUCAUGUUCUAUUGUGCGCACUGGCAAACAUAUGUUUCUGGAACAUUGCGAUUUGGAAUAAUUGAUGUGACUGAAGUGCAAAUCUUCAUAAUAAUCAUGCAUUUGCUGGCAGUGAUUGGAGGACCACCUUUUUGGCAAUCUAUGAUUCCAGUGCUGAAUAUUCAAGUGAAAAUUUUUCCUGCACUUUGUACUGUCGCAGGGACCAUAUUUUCCUGUACGAAUUAUUUCCGUGUAAUCUUCACAGGUGGUGUUGGGAAAAACGGAUCAACAAUCGCAGGAACAAGUGUCCUUUCUCCUUUUCUCCACAUUGGAUCCGUGAUCACAUUAGCUGUGAUGAUCUACAAGAAAUCCGCAGUCCAGCUUUUCGAAAAGCAUCCCUGUCUUUAUAUACUGACAUUUGGUUUUGUAUCUGCUAAAAUCACCAAUAAGCUUGUGGUGGCGCACAUGACAAAGAGUGAAAUGCAUUUGCACGACACAGCCUUCAUAGGCCCAGCACUUCUGUUUCUGGAUCAGUAUUUCAACAGCUUUAUCGAUGAAUAUAUUGUGCUUUGGAUUGCCCUGGUCUUCUCUCUCUUUGAUUUGAUCCGCUACUGUGUCAGCGUCUGCAAUCAGAUCGCAUCUCACCUGCACAUACACGUCUUCAGAAUCAAGCUUUCUUUGCCAAGGAGCUCAGCUCAGGAGCAGAUGUCCCCCACUGGCGUGUGAGGGGGAGCUAGUGACCAACACCCGGAAUUCGGAGGGAAAGGUUUCCUAUCUUGACAUCGUGGAGGAAGUCAUUUUUUUAUUGCUCAAGAAAUGGAGUGUCUCACGGGCUGGGACCCUGUCAGCAUGCGGAAUAAUGUACCUUUGUCGAUUCAUUUUAUUUUUUUAAAUAAAUAUAUGAUCUGAAAGCCA